Molecule: messenger RNA, 3666 nt
Organism: Hibiscus syriacus
Lineage: Eukaryota; Viridiplantae; Streptophyta; Magnoliopsida; Malvales; Malvaceae
Product: DNA topoisomerase 1-like
Exons: 22
Coding region: 94-3516 (1140 amino acids)
Biological process (GO): DNA topological change
Cellular component (GO): chromosome
Molecular function (GO): DNA topoisomerase type I (single strand cut, ATP-independent) activity; DNA binding
Source: RefSeq, a predicted model, not a curated record
UUUCGUUUUGGUAUAUUGAAAAACCUAUCUUUUUAAGCUUUCACUUUGUUUCUUCCCCUAUCUGGAACCCAAUAUUGAAGGAUUCAGAGGGAAAUGCAGAGGCGCUUGUUGUCUUCUCCUUCAACUACUAAUUGCGCAGGACUCCGUCUUCACCCGUCACUGAUGCCCAAGUUUCAGCUCAAGGUCGUUAAACUUAUGUCUUCAAUACCAUCUCACACUAGAUUUAAAAAACUCAGACCCCCUCCAAGCCUCAUGUCGAGUCAACUAAAAUGUGGUCAACCUUUGAAUUUUUUCUCAACCCUUCACAAUUCCUUCAUGUUUGUUUUGCCACCCAACCACUUAAGUUAUAGGCUACCUUGGAAUAGAAAUGUAACCUCAACAUGUGUGACUUCCAAUGUUAUCAGAUCAACCUCAGCCUUUGUGCCACUUUCCAAAAUGUUUUUUUCUCAAUCCCCUUCAGUGGCAGCUAAGAAUGAUGGUACGGGUGCCAGAGAUGGAAAGAGCACUGGCUUCAGCUUCAGACGGUUUAAUAGGCAUUCGAAGAAGCUCAAGGGAGUAGCUGCUCUCAAUGGUAACAAGGGUGUGCCUUUUGAAUCACCUGCUUCAACUUUACUUCUUGACAAUGCUAAGCCAGACUCUACUUCCAAUGCACUUGUUAACACUUCUAGGCCAGAGUCUACUUCUACUUCAUUGGGUACCAAUGCUAAGCCAGAAUCUAAAGUUAGUCCGAAAAAGAAAAAACAGUCGAGAAGUAAGAACCAAAAGGAACAAAUUUCUAGCACUGUUGUUUCCACAGAGGAAGCACCUGUGGUGAAAAGCUCAAAAAAUUCUUCUCUGGUAGGGACCUCAAAUAUUAGCAAAAAAGGUCAGCCUCCCAAACGGACUUCAGAGAAAAAUUCAACUGGCAACUUACUUACUGAAGCUCUUGAUGGUUCUGCUUUAACCAAAAAGCAGUCCAAAAAGAAAAAUACAGGCCCAAGCAGAAGGCAGCCAGUGAGAGAAGACAAUGAGCCAAUUCAGAAACAGGUGCAGAAAAAAUCAUCCCAACGAGAAAAGCCGCUGAAGCAACUAUAUCCUCCCACUGGGAAGUCUGUUAUGGUGGUUGAGUCUGUCACAAAGGCGAAGGUUAUUCAGGGCUACCUUGGUGAUAUGUUUGAAGUCUUGCCUAGCUAUGGUCAUGUUAGGGACCUAGCUGCUCGUUCAGGAUCUGUGCGACCUGAUGAUGAUUUUAGCAUGCUAUGGGAGGUCCCUAGUGCUGCAUGGACGCAUCUUAAGAGCAUUAAGGUUGCACUGUGUGGAGCAGAAAAUCUUGUUCUUGCAUCUGACCCAGACCGUGAAGGGGAGGCUAUUGCUUGGCACAUCUUAGAGAUGUUGCAGCAGCAGGAUGCUUUAGGUGAAAAUGUUACUGUAGCAAGAGUUGUUUUUCAUGAGAUAACCGAGGCAUCCAUCAAAAGUGCUUUGCAAAUGCCACGGGAAAUUGAUGUUAACUUGGUACAUGCUUAUCUUGCCAGACGUGCUCUUGAUUAUCUGAUUGGGUUUAACAUUUCACCACUAUUAUGGAGAAAACUACCAGGUUGCCAGUCUGCUGGACGAGUGCAAUCAGCUGCUUUGUCUCUUAUUUGUGAUAGAGAAACAGAGAUUGAUGAGUUUAAACCACUCGAGUAUUGGACUAUUGAGGUUCAGUUGAAAUUUGAAGAAUCAAAUACUGUAGUAAAAGAUGCUUCUUUCCCUGCACACUUGACUCAUUUUAGUUCAAAGAAGUUAGGUCAAUUCUCAAUCACUUCAGAGACAGAGGCAAAAGAUGUUCAGCAGAAGAUUAAAUUAGAAAAUUUUAAAGUGAUCAACUCUAAAAGAAACACCACCCGAAGAAACCCUCCUGCACCAUAUAUAACAUCGACACUUCAGCAGGAAGCUGCAAACAGAUUAAAUUUUCCUGCAACGUAUACAAUGAAGCUUGCACAGAAGCUUUAUGAAGGGAUUCAAUUGUCAGAUGGUGAGGCAACUGGGUUGAUAACAUACAGCAGAACAGAUGGGCUGCAUAUUUCUGAUGAAGCUGUUAAGGACAUUCGUUCCUCGGUUACGGAAAGAUAUGGGCCACGUUUCACCCCAGAAAAUGCUUGUAAGUAUUAUAAGAAGGUCAAGAAUGCUCAAGAGGCUCAUGAAGCAAUUAGACCCACCAAUAUUCGGAGGUUACCAUCAAUGCUUGCAGGAGCACUUGAUGAAGAUUCAUUGAAGUUAUACACUCUUAUUUGGUCAAGAACAAUGGCAUGUCAAAUGGAACCUGCAAUCACAGAGCAGAUGCAACUUGAAAUCGGGAAUUGUGAUGAGUCUGCCAUUUUCCGAUCUUCAUGCUCAAGAGUGGAGUUCCUUGGCUAUCAGUCUGCUUAUCAGGAUGAUGAAUCUGAAACAAUCGGAUUUAAGGAUAACGAAGUAAACCGCUAUGCCGAGACUUUUGGCAUUCUUAGUUCGUUGAAGAAGGGGGAUCGGUUAUAUCUUGGUGAAGUAGAAACCAAGCAGCAUCAUACUCAGACACCACCACGCUAUUCUGAAGGAUCAUUGGUUAAGAAAUUGGAGGAGCUUGGAAUCGGUAGACCUUCGACAUAUGCCUCAACAUUGAAAGUCUUACGGGAUAGAAAUUACAUGACAGUAAAAAAUCGUGUAUUAUACCCAGAAUUUCGCGGUCGCAUGGUCUCAGCAUUUCUCUCUGACCAUUUUUCUGAGGUCAAUGAUUACAGUUUUACAGCUGAUAUGGAGACAGAACUUGACAAUGUUUCUGCUGGAUUAACUGAAUGGAAAGGGCUCCUUAGGGACUACUGGGCACGUUUCAGCUCAUAUUGUAGUCGUGCUGCGAGUGUUCACAUUCAUCAGGUGGAGAAGAUGUUGGAAAAGACAUUUGGAGAUUUCUUGUUUGCUUCUCUCCCUAAUAAAAGUAGGACGUGUCCAAGUUGCAUGGAGGGCACGUUAAUAUUCAAAGUAAGCAGGUUUGGUGCAGGCUAUUUUAUAGGGUGUGACCAACAUCCAAAGUGCAAGUACAUUGCUAAGUCAUUAUAUGGUGAUGAGGAGGACGGAGAGAGCCCUCAAAAGAACAACAACAUCGAGGAGCCAAAACUAUUAGGUCUUCAUCCAGGGACCAAUGAGAAGAUUUUCUUAAAGAGUGGCCCUUAUGGACACUAUGUGCAGCUUGGUGAAAACAGGACCGGUUAUCAACCCAAGCGAUCCUCUGUUUCUCAUAUAAAGAACAUGGAUUCUAUCACCCUUGAAGAUGCCCUCGAGCUGCUGCGUUACCCUGUGACACUGGGAGAACACCCCAAGGAUGGGCACCCUGUGAUAUUGAAGCUUGCUAGGAUCGGAUUCGCUGUUCGCCAUCGACGCACCACUGAUCCUGUUCCCAAGGGUAUGAAGCCGAAAGAUGUGACCAUAGAGAAAGCAUUGGAACUUUUGUCAAGUAAAGAUGUAAGAAGAUCUGGACGACCUAAGAACAAACCAAAAGUUGAAGAAGAAGAAGAAUACAUUUGAAACCAAUAGUGUUGUAAGGUAGAGAAUUUUGGGAUAAGUACCAAGGAUUUUGGCUGGAGGUAAGAACAAAUCAUUAGGCACGGAUAGCAGCGAUGACUUCUAUUGUUUUUCUUCAACAUGUAAUCAUGGAUAUGCAUGGUGAGGUUGAAU